Anolis sagrei ordinatus is the source of this 3686-nucleotide messenger RNA. The record is from RefSeq and is a predicted model, not a curated record. NCBI's taxonomy places the organism in Eukaryota, Metazoa, Chordata, Lepidosauria, Squamata, Anolidae.
AUGAGGAUACUGCCAUGGAUCUCCUACUUCAUAUGUUUCAUUGGUCAACAUGCCACCUGGAGUUUUGGAGCAGACAAGUUGAAGAGUAGAGAUUUGCUCCUGUCAUCUCAACAGAGGAGCCAGAUGCUUGCAACUCUUGCUGCUUCUAAACCAUUGGACUUUGAGAAGGUGAACUCAGGAUUGAAAUGUGGAGUCCGUUCUCUAGACCUCGAGGACCAGGAGGAUAAUUGGCAACCUGGGAUUUUUUCAAGAAUUAUUGGAGGUCAAAUAUCUGUGCCUGGUGGUCAACCAUGGCAGGUAUCUAUCAAGAUGGGGCGAUCCCACUUCUGUGGGGGCAGUUUGAUCCAGGACAAUAUAGUGGUUACUGCAGCUCACUGUAUUGUGGAUAUUGACAUGAAACUCAUAAAAAAUCUGUUUGUGACUGUUGGGGAAUACAGUCUCAGAAGCAUGGAUGAAGAAGAACAGAACAUCCAAGUCUCAAAAAUCAUCCCUCAUCCUUCCUUCAACAGAUUUGGAAACAUGGAUUCGGAUAUUGCAUUGCUCUUUCUCAAAGACAGAGUGAGAUAUGGAAAUGAAGUACAGCCAAUCUGUCUUCCACACAAUGGAGAUCUGUUUGAAUCUGGGACUCUUUGUGUUGUGAGUGGAUGGGGCAAAGUCAAGGAAGAUGGUGUUCUGUCAGAUGUCCUACAGGAAGUUGAACUGCCCAUCAUUGACAGCAAGACCUGCAGUGAAUUGUUAGAAACAUUGAACUUGCCUCCAAUACGGAGCAACAUGUUAUGCGCUGGUUUUCCAGAUGGUGGAAAAGAUGCAUGCCAGGGGGAUUCUGGAGGUCCCCUGGCAUGUAGAAGAGCCAGUGGCAUCUGGACUCUGGUAGGCAUCACAUCUUGGGGCAUUGGUUGUGGAAAGGCCUGGCAGGCAAUCAAGAGCCCCAACAGUAGGAGGGGUUCUCCAGGUAUCUUCUCUAAAGUAGAUGAGUUUUUGGAUUUUAUUGUCCAGAACAUUAUGCCUGUGCCUAAGGCAACCUCUCUGACGCCACACAAUCCAGAAAAUUGCAAUCCUCGUGGAGUGUCAGUUUUUGGAGAAAGUGGCCACAUUUGGCACCCUCAGCUAACUGAGGAGGAUUACCUUGAUAACAGCCUCUGUAUCUGGAAUAUAUCUGUGCCAGAGGACAGCAUCAUACUUGUGCAGUUCAUCAGAGUAGACAUAGAAUAUCAGAUUGAGUGCGACCAUGACUCUGUGACGGUUUGCUCAAGCAAGGAGUUAAUUGGUAAAAUCUGUGGCAGUGUGCUGCCUUCUCCUCUUCUGGUAGAGUCGAACCAAGCAAUCAUCACUUUUGUGUCUGACAACAGCAAUGCUGGUGCAGGCUUUGAGUUCACCUUCACUGCUGUUCAUAAAGCAUCUGAGGCAGGUUCUGGCUGUGGCAGUGUAGCCAUUUUGAGAGAAGAAGGAAAGUUUGAUACGGCUAAUUAUCCUGGCUUAUAUCCCAGUAGUACCAAAUGCCAUUGGCUCAUUGAAGCCCCAAUGGAACAUGUCAUCAAGUUGGAGUUUGAAGACUUUGCCAUUGAAACCAGCCAGGACUGUAUUUAUGAUGCUGUUGCUAUCUAUGAUGACCAAGAAGAGGAACAUCAAAUAGCUCUUCUUUGUGGUUUCUCAAUUCCUUCCCCAGUUUGGAGCACUGGAAGCGUGAUGCUCAUCUACUUUGAGAGUGAUGAGGAGAAUAACUUCAGGGGAUUCAAGGCCAAAUUUGUGUUUUUCCCCUCAGAAACAACUAAAACCAAACUUGCAAGACAUUUUGCCAUGCGGGCAAUUGAUCCAAAGACUAUCCCUCUUGAUGUUUGUGGUUCUCCCCCUUUUGCUCCUCAGUGGCUGUCUGCGCAUAUUACUGGGGGAGAAGAAGCUUGUCCCCAUUGUUGGCCAUGGCAUGUAGGUUUGCACUUUCUGGGUGACUACCAGUGUGGGGCUGUCAUCAUUGGCUCUGAAUGGGUACUCACAGCAGCUCACUGUGUUCAAAUAUCAAAAGAGAUCUCACAUUGGACUGUUGUUGCUGGAGAAUAUGACAGAAUUCGGAAGGAACCAAAUGAGCAGGUUAGAAGAGUAAAAGCCAUUAUAAUGCAUGAAGAUUUCAAUGACACAAGCUACAAUUCGGAUAUAGCACUGAUCCACAUAGAAGCUCCUCUUUCCUACAAUGUUGUGGUGAGGCCGGUAUGCUUGCCCAACUCCACUGAACCUUUGCCUUCCUCCCUGCUUUGCAUUGCAACUAGCUGGGGGAGGACCCAAGACGGUGGGGGCCUUGCCAGUCGCUUACAGCAAGCUCAAGUACCCAUUCUCAAUAAUGACAUCUGUGAGCAAAACUAUUAUGCUAACCACUCUGGAGGAAUUACAUCCAGAAUGCUUUGUGCUGGUUUUGCAUCAUCUGAAGGUCAAGAUGCUUGUCAAGGCGAUGCAGGUGGCCCAUUGGUUUGCCAAAAUGAAGAGGAGCCAUUUAUACUCCAUGGCAUUGCCAGUUGGGGUGUUGGCUGCCCCAAGUCAAAGAGACCAGGUGUUUAUGCAAGGGUGAGUUUCUUCUUGGACUGGAUCAUGGCCAGAAUGAAAGAGAAGGGAUCAGUGGAGAUCCAAAUAAAUAACACUGGAUAUGAAGCCUCAGCACCGUUACCAGAGGUACCUGCGAACCUAAUGGGAGUUAAUGGACGAGGUCACAAGAUAGCCAAUGGCAUGAAUUAUGCUGAUGAAGUCAACCAGCAGCUUAUCUACUGCAGAGAUGUCGUCCUGACAUCUCAGGAAGGAAUCAUUCAUUCUCGAGGGUUUCCUUAUAGCUAUUCCAACACCUUUGGUUGUCACUGGAGAAUUGUUGCUCCAUUAAAUGUCACUGUUCAGUUGGAUUUCAUGGACUUUGUGAUUGAAAAAUCUUAUUCUAAAUGUCAUGGAGGGCUUACAAUAUAUGAAGGAUUUGGAUCUGCAAAAGACGUUCUUGGUGAGAUGUUUUCUAAUAAAAGAUGUGCAGUUUUGGAUCUGAUCCCCUUAGGAGUGGCUGAAAUUGUAUCUCCAAAUUACCCAAAUAUUUACCCAGAUUUAGUCAGCUGCACUUGGACUGUCUACUCUGCUUCAGGAAACAAGCUGAAAGGUGUGGUCAGAGAUCUUGAAAUGGAAGACUCCAGAAACUGUAUUUGGGACUCUCUGAGUGUUUAUGAUGGGCCAGAUCAACAUUCGGAAUUGCUUGGAAGAUUUUGUGGCCGAAAAGGGCGCUUCAGACUCUUUUCAAGUGGAAGCUACUUCACAGUCUGUUUCAAAAUUGAUGGCUCAAUUGGAGCCAAGGGCUUCAAGGCUGUUUUUGAAGAAGUGGAUCAUGGACCAGCAUUACAAAGCAAGAAUGGAUUAGAACUCCAGAAUCCAUGUAAUUGAAACUGAAAGGAGAAUUCUGGAAAACCACUAUUGUGCAAGAAUGAUGGGUAUUAUACAGUGGCUGGUGUUAGGUACUGAGAAAGCGACAACUGUGAUCCAUAAUUGCCAACAGUCUACACAUGGAUUUCUGUUAACAGGAGUUGGGUUUCAUUGGUCACAAAUGGAAAAUUGUGAAAAGACUAGUCCUUAAUCCAUUAACUUUUCCCCAUUUAAGGCAGAGGACAUGUACUUCCCAAGCUUGUUCUUUCUUCCUUUAAUGUGACAAAACACUGCCACAGGUUGUCUUU